Dendrobium catenatum is the source of this 1222-nucleotide messenger RNA. RefSeq names its product aquaporin NIP1-1. Bases 228 to 1049 code for a protein of 273 amino acids. The transcript is spliced from 5 exons. Gene Ontology annotation, molecular function: channel activity. The record is from RefSeq and is a predicted model, not a curated record. NCBI's taxonomy places the organism in Eukaryota, Viridiplantae, Streptophyta, Magnoliopsida, Asparagales, Orchidaceae. Gene Ontology annotation, biological process: transmembrane transport. Gene Ontology annotation, cellular component: membrane.
AAUCUUUCUGUUCAAUCCAUCAAUAUACACAAUUCCAACGUAACAAAAAUUCGGUAAAAUAAGCUGGCUUUAAAGGUAUUAUCCUUUUCCAGUUUGUUCACCGGGUAUCAAUAAAUAGAUAGGUAAAUAUAGCUUUCCUGCGCUCUGGUGCUCUGUUUUUUGGAGCUGGAAAAAGAUAAGCAGAGAUACAGGAAGUAGAGGUUGAGGAAAGGAGAGAAAUAGGAAUCAUGGCUAAUGAGAGAUCCAUGGAGGAGGGAAGUCCACCAAAUUCUAUAGAAGAUAAGGAUGGAUCUUCAGCUGAUAACGAUCAGGCAUUAAACAUCUCUGUUCCUUUUCUGCAUAAGAUAAUUGCAGAAAUAUUUGGCACUUACUUCAUAAUCUUCGCUGGCUGCGCUUCUGUGAUUGUGAACAAGAGCACCAAGGGAGGUGUUACGUUUCCUGGAAUAUGUGUCGUGUGGGGCUUGGCUGUGACGGUAAUGAUAUAUUCCGUCGGCCACAUCUCGGGGGCCCAUUUCAAUCCAGCCGUCACCAUUUCCUUUGCCACUUGCCGGAGAUUUCUAUGGAAGCAGGUACCUGCUUACAUUGCAGCACAGGUGUUGGGAUCCACCCUUGCAAGCGGCACGCUUCGCCUUCUCUUCGGUGGCUGGCGAGAGCACUUUCCUGGAACAAUUCCGACAGGUUCAAAUGUCCAAUCUAUGGUUUUGGAGUUCAUCAUCUCCUUCUACCUCAUGUUUGUGGUCUCUGGAGUUGCCACUGAUAAUAGAGCUAUUGGAGAACUUGCAGGAAUUGCUGUGGGUGCCACUGUGCUGCUAAAUGUUGGCUUUGCUGGCUUGAUAUCAGGAGCAUCAAUGAAUCCUGCAAGAAGUUUGGGACCAGCAAUUGUAGGGAACCGCUAUGAAUCGAUAUGGGUUUAUAUGGUUGGUCCGAUAUGUGGGACGAUUACAGGAGCUUGGGCUUAUAAUCUAAUUCGUCACUCAAACAAGCCAUUGCGUGAGCUCACAAAGAGUGGCUCAUUUCUUAGAAGCUUGAAGAUGAAUGGUUCAAAAUAAUGUAUUGGUGUUUAAUAGAAGCCAAAUAGAUUGGUUUAUCUUGCUAGUUUUUCUUUUCUUCUAUGCUUAAAUUAUAUACUUGCCUGAAGCAAAUUGUGGUUUAAGCUCCAAAGAAAGGACACUAGACUUGUAAUUCGAUGAUUUUUUAAUGAAUUGAUAUUGAUUUCUCAAUA